This is a messenger RNA of Caenorhabditis briggsae, 1806 nucleotides long. The transcript has 6 exons. The record is from RefSeq and is a predicted model, not a curated record. The coding region runs from base 1 to 1806 and encodes 601 amino acids. Gene Ontology annotation, cellular component: Cdc73/Paf1 complex. Gene Ontology annotation, molecular function: RNA polymerase II C-terminal domain phosphoserine binding; DNA binding. NCBI's taxonomy places the organism in Eukaryota, Metazoa, Nematoda, Chromadorea, Rhabditida, Rhabditidae.
AUGUCUUCCUCUGAGUCAGCUUCUUCGGAAGACGAUAGAAAGAAACCAACUGCUGCCACGUCGGACUCAGAUUCGGACUCCGAUGCUCCUGCGCCGAAGAAGAAUGCUAGUGAUUCAUCGGAAUCGGGAUCCGAUGUCGAAAAACCAAAAGCCGCACCUGCCAAAAAGAAAGUCCUCACGAAAAGGAAACGAAAGGCAUCCAGCUGCAGCGACGAUGGUGUGGACAACAGUCUAUUCGUUGAUAAAGAGGAUAAGGCUAGAUGGAUGGGACUGUCAGAGUUGGAAAAAGAGAAAGAGAUUUUCGAAAGAAUCGAAGCUCGUGAGAGUGCCCAAGCUCGAGAGGAAAUCGCACAACAGCUUGCGAAGAAAGCCAAAAAAUCUGAAAAGAACGCGAAAAAUGAGAAGAGGCGAAAGAUGAACAGCGGAAGCGACGGAGGAUCACCUAAGAAUCGGAAUUCAUCAGAUUCAGAUUCUGAAAUGGAUGCAGAGUUUCAUCGACCGAGUGAAAUAAACCGCAAACAUAAGGAAAAGAACGCGAUGGAUGCUCUGAAGCACAAACGUAAAGAAAUUGAAAAGAAAAAUGCGAAGAAUGCUGCUCUCUCCAUUGACGCUGUGUUCGGUGCCAACAGUGGUUCUUCCAGUUCUUCCAGUUCAAGUGAAAGCUCACGAUCUUCUUCGAGUUCUCGUGAAUCAUCUCCAGAACGGACGGCCGAACAAGAAAAAGUUCUUAAAAAGGAGGUUGAUGCUUUAGCUGAACUUAAAAAAUCCCGUCUGUCUCGUCAUAAAUUGUCGCUGAUGGUCCACGCCCCAUUCUUCGACUCCACUGUCGUUGGAUGCUACGUUAAACUCGGACAAGGAACCAUCAGUGGAUCGGAUAGCAAGUACCGAAUAUGGAAGAUUGUUGGUGUUGAAGAGACAAACAAAGUCUACGAUCUGGAAGGGAAGAAGACGAACAAAAGCAUCAAAUGCCAGUUCGGUAAAACUGAGCGCCCGUUCCGUAUGCAAUUUGUAUCAAACGCUGAUUUCGAGCAAGUCGAAUUUACGGAAUGGCUAGCGGCCACUAAAGCGUAUGGCGUCGUCCCGACAGUCGAUAUAAUGGAUAAAAAACGUCUUGACAUCGAGAAAGCAAUCAACCACAAAUAUUCGGAUAAAGAAGUUGAUCAAAUGGUCCAGGAGAAGUCCAAGUUCCAAAAAGUUACCAGAAACUUUGCGAUGACGAAGGCUGGCUUGUCAAGGCAGAAAGAACUUGCUCAACAGAGAGGAGAUAUUCGAGAAGCCGAAAGGGUUCAGAAAGAAAUUGACGAAAUUGAACGGACCGCCGAUGAGCUGGAUAAGCAGAGAAGCAAGUCUAUCAGCGCGAUUGCGUUCAUCAAUCACAGAAAUCGAAUGUCAAUCAAGGAUGCUAUGCUCACUGGACAAGUAAAGAUUGAGGAGAACAAUCAAGAUGAUCCGUUCACCAGAAAGAAGGGUGGUAUGCGUGUAGUAUCUGGAUCUAAGUCUAAAUUAGAUGGAACUCUCUCAAACUCCUCAUCGACGACUAACUUGUCUGAAACUGGCAAAGAGUCAACAGCGAAACCGACACUUCCACCUCCGAACCUUCCAAAAAAGAAGACGAAUAUGUCCAGUCUACACGAUUUCGAUCUUGAAAUAGACUUUGGGAAACUUAAGGAUCUUAGUGCAUCGGAUCCAGCUGCAAGGCGCACAUCCAUGACCACCUCUGCUAGAGGAAUUCCAAGCAGUGGUGACUACCGCAUGCGCCGUUCAGGCGGUGGAGACGCGGGUCCAUCGUCUUCGUCAGCAUUUUAA